Messenger RNA from Haemorhous mexicanus (house finch), 2119 nucleotides. RefSeq names its product cysteine rich tail 1 (gene CYSRT1). The coding region runs from base 178 to 969 and encodes 263 amino acids. NCBI's taxonomy places the organism in Eukaryota, Metazoa, Chordata, Aves, Passeriformes, Fringillidae. The transcript has 2 exons. The record is from RefSeq and is a predicted model, not a curated record.
CUGUUGUCAGUGCCAGUCCUGGUGCAUGGUGGCACUGCCUGCUGUGUGCUGCUCUCUGUGCACUGUGUGGUGCUGGUGCCCAUACCGGUGCUGGUACCCACUGCUGGUGCCCAGUUCCUGGUACCAGUGGGUGGUGUUGGUUUGGUGCCUCGGUACUGGUGGCCUUGCCUGGUGCCCAUGCCCCUGUGCAGUGCCAAGUGUCCCUGUCCAGCUGUGGUCCCAGUGCCUCCUGAGCAGUGUCCAUGUCCACUGCCAAGUGCCCAGGGCCAAGUGCCCGCUGUCCAGUGCCCGGUUCCCUGUACCCGUUGUGCCGGUGUCCAUAGGCUGGGCUGGUGGUUGGUGUUGGGGCUGGCCGGUGGGCGGGUGCUGGCUGCGGGGUGUUCCUGCCCCGCUCUCUCGGGGCCGGUCUGUCAGUCUGCGGGGCCGCUCCGUCUGUCUGUCUGUCUGUCGCUCGGGGCGGCGCCGCUCGGGGCGGUCCGUGCAGGAGGAAGCGCAGCCGGGGCAGAGCGGCUCCGCAGCGGCCGGAGCCGCGCGCUCGGGGUGGGCAGUGCCAGGCAGGCCACGCGUCUGACAAGGGGCAGGGACAUGGAUCGGGGAGUCACCGUGCAGAACCCCUACGCCAACGUCAACAUCCCACGGGAGCAGUUCCAGCAAAGCUUCAUCACUCGCUACCUGAGAGACGAGCCCACCGUCAUCGCCAACCCCACGGCAGUGCCCGCCUACGGCACCGGCGGGCACACAGAGCUUGCCAAUGGCUGCAACAGCCCCACCAUCCCCACAGACAAGUCCUGGUCCCGUCCCUACAACCCCUACGCUAGCCUGAGGAUGCCCAAUGGGGACUCAUCUGCCUCCUUCUACACUGUGACCCUGGACAAGACACCCAAGGGCCAGGAGCAGAGGGCUGGCAGGCAAUGUGGCUGCUGCAGGUGGUGCUCCUGCUGCCCAAAGUGCUGCUGUGUCAUCUCCUGAGGGCCCUCCCUGCACACACAGGAUGUGUGACCAUGGGAUGGGGCCAGGUGACCCCACAGGGACAUGGCUGCUGGCCUGGGCACCCCUGGCAGAGCUGGCACUGGCUGGACUGACAUCGCUUUUUACUUGUGAACUCUGCAGCCAGAUGUGCUGGUGAUGAGCACCUGCCAGGUGGGCCCUGAGGACGAUGAGUGCCCAGACAGGCGUCACCAAGAAGUGACUGCACUGGAGACAGGGCAGCACUGAGCCUGUGAUCCUGCACCAAGCCCCUGCCAGUGUCUCUGUGCUGGGAACUCCACCCUGGGAAGGGGCAGGCAGUGCCCACCUGCUCGUGGCUGGGUUUGGAUGCUGGCAGCCCUGUGUGCGUGGCAGAGGAGGAGAGGACAUCAUCAUCACUGGCUUGGAGCAGCGGAGAGGAGUCAGGGACAAGCCUCCAGCUGGCACAGGGACCCACCUGCCCAGUAGUGAGUGUCCCUCCUCCCACAGCAUCACGGGGCUGCUGCCAGAUAUCUGCACCAAACUCCAUCUGGAUCCUGCUCCUCCUCGCCACAUUGCCCAUGGGGCAGAGUGAUGGAAACAGGAAAGACAGACAGCCAAAGCAUGGCAGAGUGCUGGGCCAUGCUCCAGGGCAGCACCUGAUGGCACAGCAUGGAUGUGGGUAUUAACAUCCCGGUGCCAGGAAACCCCCAGCCCCAUUCUGUUCCUGCUGCCAGGCUUGUGGGGUGCUGGGCACAACCUCUUGUCCCAUCUGCAUCCCAGGGACGGGUCCAGCCCAGAGGGCUGGCCCAGCUCCAGCAGUGCAGCAGCACUUGGGCACCUUGCUGGGGAGGCAGAGGCCCGGCAUUGGCCUUUUGCAGCUCCCAGGCCUUGGAGGAGGGUGGGAGGAGCCGCUGGCUCUUCCCCGUGUGCUGGAGCUCCUCCAGGCUGGGCUUUCAGCUGGGGCUGCUGCCAUCGACCUGGAACGAGCCCGCUGUUGUGCUGACGUCCCUCCCUGGUGCUGGCAGCCCUCCCUGUUGCUGCUGUCCCAGCGCAGCUGCUGCUCCCUGGCCGCUGCAGGACUGCCUGCUCUGCAGGACCGGGGCUUGGGAGGAGGGACUGUGUUUGCAGAUGACUUCAGGCUGCUGCAAAUAAAAUUACAGCCUUCUCCUGC